This is a messenger RNA of Anarrhichthys ocellatus (wolf-eel), 7165 nucleotides long. RefSeq names its product NACHT, LRR and PYD domains-containing protein 12-like. The coding region runs from base 1448 to 4324 and encodes 958 amino acids. Gene Ontology annotation, molecular function: protein binding. NCBI's taxonomy places the organism in Eukaryota, Metazoa, Chordata, Actinopteri, Perciformes, Anarhichadidae. The record is from RefSeq and is a predicted model, not a curated record. The transcript is spliced from 9 exons.
AUGCGUUUUCAAAUGGAAACGGAGUAGUGUGGACGUGGUCUAAAAACGGGCAAAGAGGUGGAUUGUAGGUGGAGUUGAGGCGGGAGGUGAACGGAGAUGACGCCCACCUGUCAGAGAGAAUGACAAGCAUUCAGAAUAACUAUAUAGAAAUAGACAAUCUUCUCUCUGAUGGUCUUGUUUACUGAUGAAGGUCAUAGAGGAUCAGUAUAAAUGGAGAUAAGCUUAACCAAAUCUAUUUUGACAGGAUCAUUUUCUAAGGGUUUAUUGUUGAGGGGCUGAUGGGCACCUGUUUUCACAGAUGAAAAAACUUUUUACGUGUUCUUAAAUCAUAAUUAAAGGAGAAAACAAUGUCGAAAAUUUGUUGUCACUUGUCUCUCGGGGCUUCUGUAAUAAUCAGAUGUGGAUCUCCCGGAUUUAGAGACCGGGAUCAGGCCUCUGUGGGAGAAAAAUGUAUGCGUGUACAAUCAUAUUCAUUGUUUGGAAUUAAGUCAUGUAUCUUCACAAUCUCACAUUUAUAAAGCUAUGUAUGGUCACAUUUCAUACUUCACGCUCAUAAAAUCAUGUAAGUUCACGUUGAGGCCUGUAGCAGUAUCGCUCAUGCAGUGUCGCAAAGAGACAGGAUGUGGGUAAACUCUUACAAACACUUGCACACAGAUUUAAAUGUCUAGUUCAGGUCAGGAGGUUAGCAGAUUCACAGUGAGAAAAGAGGUUGUAUAGUACGAAGCCUGGAACCAAGUCAGCUGAAUCCAAACAACGCACGCACCGAAAUUGUCAAUGUACAGAUGUAAGCUGUUAAACCCUCUCCAUUACAAGCUUUUAGCGGAGAAAGAGCGGUGUCAGGUGUACAUCGGAAUAAAGUGCAAUGAACAGAUAACUAGUACUUCUCAUAUCUCCAAAAAAACCCAAGGUCCCCUGUGUAAUGGGUCGAAAGUACACCACGAAUCUUGACUGGAUGUAGGAUGAAGAAGAUGACUAUCAAGGGGAAAGUUGAGAGCGGAUGUGUGUGAAGAGGGGGAGCGAGGGUAUAAAGUAAUUUACAUUUCCUUGUUUUAGUCAGUUGAUUCCGGACAGCUCGGUUUACGUGUACUCUGUGUGAUGCAAAUAAACCUGCGUGAACUGAAGAAAAUCCAAUCGCUCUUGUGUUCUGUGGGUGUUCGUUACUGAGUUCCAUUUAGUGAGUUUCUGUGGUAUCUCACCACGAGUCAGAUAGCAACCAGUCAUUAAGUCAGCCGUUAGGUAUCGAGUUUUAAUUAAUAUAAGUCAUAAAGUCAAAGAAGCUGAUCAUCGACAUUGAAAAUAAACCACAACAUUUGACGAGCAUUUUGACGAACAGUUGACGAGCCUGAGCCAGGAGGACUCCACGGGGACCGGGCCCAAGCAGGGUGACCUCUUCUCUCACAGACUGAACGCGCCUUGAGCUCAACUUAAAGGAACCACUGCCUCCGUGAUGGAUCUCCAAAGUUCUCUGAAAUCCACACUGAAGAACAAAUAUCAGAAACUAAAUGAAGCAUACUCCGAAAACUCGUUACUUCCUUCAAGACUUUGCUAUCGGGGGCUCAAGCACGACUACCCGUUAUCUAAUUUGCACCAGCAUGAGUUUAGAUAUGUUGACAAUUCCGACCUUCAUACUUGGGUUGUUUUUAACACCGUCCCGCUCGCAGAUAUUUUAUCGUGCGACUGCAAACAUAACAGCAGCAAAAGAACAGUCAUCACCUUAGGAGUGUGUGGAGUUGGAAAAACCACAACGGUGCAGAGUUGUGCCCUGGAGUGGGCCGAGGGGAAAGGGUACCACGACAUCCAGCUGCUGUUUCCUCUCACCUUCUGGGAGCUAAAUUUGCUGAGACGUGAAUUGAGCCUUAUUGAACUUCUGCAGACGUUUUACCCUGAAUUGAAGGGGCUUGACUUUUCCUGCCUUAAUGAAAACAAGGUGUGGUUUGUCCUUGACGGACUGGAUGAGUAUCAUCUCCCGCUAAACUUCAGCUGUCCAACUGUGAGUGAUGUUUCUAAGACAUCCACAGUGGAUACUCUAGUGACCAGUCUGAUCAGGGGGAAUUUACUUCCCAGUGCACAUAUAUGGAUAACGACUCGAUUUGCAGCGGCAACACUAAUCCCUGGUUGCCAUUUGCUGAAAGAGACUGCGCUUCAAGGGUUCAGUAAUGAACAGAAGGAGCAGCUCUUCAGGACGGUAAUCGGUGAUGAUGAUCUGGCCAACAAAGCCAUCGACCACGUGAAAAUAUCAAGGAGUCUGGACUUCCUUUGUCAGAUACCUCCAAUCUGCACCAUCAUGGCAAAUGUGCUGAAUGAUCAUCUAAAAUCCGAGACUGGGUUUAAAAUCAAUCCCCUGAGUUUAACCCAGAUUUACACAAACCUGGUCAAAGCAUCCAACUCGGACAUUGUUGCCAAGCUGAAAAAGCUGGCCCUGCGUCGGAUGGGAAACACUCAUGUAAUGUACGAGCCUGAUUUUUCAGAGAGUGAACUAAGUGUUGAGGAAGCGUCCACUUUCUCCAAAGAGUGUCCUCUGGUGUUGAGAGAAGAGAAGGGGCUACAUGACUCCACAGUGUUUCGCUUCGGUCACUCGAGCCUUCAGGAGUUCUUUGCUGCGUCUGCUAAAUUGGACGAUAUUGAACCAAGUCCUGUGCGGUCUGACUGCUGUCGGUAUCUGGUGGACCAGGCGCUGAAGAAUGCCGAGGGCAAAUCGGAUGUCUUCCUCCGCUUCAUCUUUGGCCUCAUUAAGGAGCGUGGCAUGCUGGAGCCCUCUGAUCCGCUGUUUGAGUACACCAAGAAGAAGAUCCUGGAGAAUAUUCUGUCUUACAGCGCUGUGGGUCUGUUCCACUCUCUGAGGGAGUACGACAACCAGGCUUUACUAAGAGAGGUCAAGCUCUUCCUGAACUAUGGCUUCUCUCCCAUUCCGGAUUUCACACCAACGCAUUGGAAAUUUAUGAUGCAAAGGACCAGCAAUUUUGAAGGGAUGAGAGAGAGUUUUCAGAUGAACGUGUCCACGAGAUGUGAUGAAAGCCUCCUCAGUCAGCUACCAGCUGUUUUGAAAUCCAAGAAAGCCAUGCUGAGAUUCUCCAACCUGACAGAUAAGUGUUGUCCAGCCUUAGCCUCAAUCCUGAGCACAAGAGAGUCCUACCUGAGAGAGCUGGACCUCGGAUACAACAGCAUCAGUGACGAGGGAGUCAGGGAACUUGUGGAAGGGCUGAGCGAUCCAAACUGCAGACUGAAAACAGUAAGGUUGCAAGGCUGUGCAAUGACCUCGCAUGCAUGUGAAUACCUGGCCACCGCCCUGAGACAGUCCCUGAAACUCCAAGAGUUGGAUCUCAGCAUGAACGAAAUAGGAGAUGACGGAGUGAGACAUCUCGCAGAUGGUUUGAGCUCUCCUGAAUGCAAGAUAGGGACGCUUAAACUAUCACAGUGCAACAUUGAGCAGAAGGGCUGCUGUUAUCUGGCCUCAGCUCUGCAGAAGAACUCCAGCAGCCUGGAAGUGUUGGAUCUGAGCAUCAACAUGGUCAGAGACAAAGGCGCCAAUGAGCUCUUUAAAAAAUGUGAUAUAUCGCAGCUCACCAAGCUGGAGAUAUACCACUGUGGCCUCACUGUGUUGAGCUGUGGAAGUAUUGGCGAAGCUCUGAAGUUCGAAAACAGCAACCUGCUAGAACUCAAUUUGAGCAACAACGACUUGAAAGAUGCAGGUUUUGAGCUCAUCUGCCAGGGCAUGUACGCAUGGUGUCGUCUAGAGAAACUCAAUGUUUCAAGAUGUGGAAUCACAGGAAAAGGUUGCAUUUAUUUGGCCAAUGUCCUGUGUUCAGUCUCCCAGCUCUACAGCGGGUUGAUGCAAAAAACAGGCUGGCAAGCAGUGGAGCUGAAAGACCUCGACCUCAGCAUGAACUGCCUCGGAGACGAGGGAGUCAAAGAGUUCUCACCUGGACUGAAGAAUCCCUUUAGUCAUCUGAAAACUCUCAACCUGAGUCACUGCAGCCUGACUGAUGACUGCUGUGCAGAGCUUGCAUCAGGACUUGCUUCAAAGGAGAGCGUUAUCGGUGAGCUGGACCUGUCGGGCAAUGAUCUUCAAGAUAAGGGAGUGAAGAAACUCUGUGUGGGACUCAGGAGCCCUCAGAGUAAACUGGAGAAAUUGUCACUGAGGACCUGUGGCUUGAGCUCGAGGAGCAUUCAGUUCCUGACCGCUGCCCUGAAGUCAAACCCCCAACAUCUGGAAGAGCUGCAUCUGAUGGGCAACAAUCUGGAAGACUCAGGAGUCAGAGUGCUUCUGGAACUAACAAAUAACCAGAAAUACUGCCUGCGUACAAUAGAUGUCUCAGCAGAUUGAGGAGACGGACAGAAAACAGACUCACGUUUCUCAAACUUGCUCACAAGGGAAGGUCCUUGUAUUUCAGUGCAUAUUGCAGCAACGUCAAGUGUUUUAUCUUCUCUGUUUAAGGGAUGUUUUCCAAAAAGACAUUAUAUACCCAGAAUGUAUUUUAAAGCAAAAAUCUGUUAGCAAUUCCAAACUAUUUUUGUGAUGUUUUUUUUCUUUUUUUCUUACUACUUUGUGAUGAUUUAUUGUUUAAAAAAAAAAGGUUAAAACACUGUUUCAUAGUGCCUUUGUUCUAAACUAGCCUACACGUGCUUUCUUGUGCAGUGCAUAGAACUUGAUGGUUAAGAUAAUCUGAGAAAAGUGACACAAAGAUGUAUGAUGAAUGUUUUCAAAACUGUUCAGAAAUAGAGCUCAGAGGCUUUCAAAUAUAAAGUUGUCAUACGUGGAACAUUUCACACAGACACCUCUUUAAAAAGAAAGUUACUUUUACUUCAGGUUAUAAAUGAUGCUACGUUGGCUUUAUGAAGAAAUGUGCAAAACCAAUAAAAGUGGUGAGUAAAGCAAAAUGUGUUAAGGAGGAUUAAUAUUAAAUGAACUGUUUUUUUUGCUUUUAUAGUUUUAGUGGAGGUUUUCAACUCUAUUAAACCCUAUGUUGCGCAAUAUUUCAAAAUAUGUGAGAAAUCUAUUUUAUAAUCUACACUAAAACAUCAAAACAUGAAUUGAAUUAGUGCUGAAUUCAAGAGUAUGUUAGCUUUUUGCACUUCUAAACAUCAUGUCAGGAUAAUGUCAGUUGAUGUAGCCCACAUUCAGUAUAACAACAACUAUCAGGUGAAAUGUGGUUAGAACAGAGCCUUACGAGGAGCUACGCAAACUGAAGGUCAGACAGUUUGAUCACCUUAGAUAACCACAACUUAUGAACUAAAAAGGAACUGUUACAUUUGUAGAGUCCUGCCAUGGUUGAGAUUAUUCCAGAAGUGUGUCGCGCCUCUUUAAUUUGUUACCAAUGCUGAAAAGACUUCAGCCAAGAUACACAAUGUUACACAAAGAGCUCCUCCUGCAAGCCUCCUCGAUCCUCGAGAUGCAUUUUAGUUCUGAGGUGGAUUCGUCUUUUUUACUCAUGAAGGUUAUGAAUGACCUGGAAGUGGCACCCUAAAGGCUAAGGAAAGGUGCUUCAAUGCUUCCUGUGACUCUCUGGUAGAAGUGGAAUCCAAGUUAUUUGUGUCGGUCAUGAAAUGAAACGUUUCAAAUGGAGAGUCUGCUGGUUUGCGUUGCAACCAAAGUGGUGAUUUUACUGAUGAGCACAACUUCAGAGGGAGCUGACGAGUGUAAAAGCGUGAAGCUCUUUGGUCAGAACAAUAACUUGCAUAAUGGUGGACGACUAGAUCAGAGAGGGAUGAAAGCAGGUCCCUUAGCUAAUAUGUGUAUGUUUGAGAUGGGAGAUUGAAAAAUCAAGAAAUGAUGGAUGACUAAAAGAGAGCGAUGAUUAGAAAGAUAAUGUAUGAGGUGUGUGGAAUCUAAAUGAAAGGAGGUUGAAUGGACUCGUGGGGGACUGUUGGUGGUGGGAUUUGGAUUCUGAUGGUUAUGGUAGUUUGUUUUGUUCAGUGGCCCAUUGUUCUUUGUUGGCGAGCUUUCUGUGUGUCUCUGUGAGGAUGAAGUUUCUCUCUUACAUGGUUUUGAUUCCGGACAUACUGUGGAUGUAAUGGGUGCUGAUGUACUGUGGGAGUCUGUAUGCCAUUUGUAUUGCUUUGGCUUGGAUGGUGUUGAUCUGAUGUACAGUAUGUUUGGCUAACCUUGAGGAUGAUUUCAGGUGAUGCUUGAAAUGAUGUUGUAGAAGGGUAAUGGUAUUUGGAGUUUAUUGUCUCGUAGAGUAAUCCGUUGUGCCACAUUUGAUCAAAUGCUUUAUCAAUGUUUAAGAAUUGUAUCGGGGGUGGAUUUGUUUUUGUGGGAGGUUUCUUGAUUAUAUUUGAGGGUUUUGCUUUGAUGUGUUAGUUGGCCCUGGUCUGACCGCUCCUUUCACUAAAGGCUUAAUAUUUACUGAAGAAGAUACAAAAACAUGAUUAUCUUUAUUUCAUGAACAUUUUUCCUUUGACCAAAAUGGAUUAAUUAAUAUUACAAACAAGAAACUUAUGCAGUUCACAAAAUCACACAACAACACACUGUCUAAUAAAGAACAAUGUUACGCCCCUGUUUUGCCAAGCAAACUCAUCGACGGGAAAACAUGAUGCGUUUCAACACAUAGAAGUGAAUCAUGCCUCUGUGAAUGUGUGUAAAUGAACAUAGAAAUAUCAUGUGUGCACCCCUGGUUGCGCUACUAAAAUGGUGAAGGAAAUAAGGAUAAUAGCAUCGUUCAUUAACUACUUAGCGAGAAUGGAAGGGAGCAGGGAAUAUGUGGUAUAUAUGUGUGCGUUUCUUUGAACAUUAAAUCAUUGAACACCGUCUUCUGCCUCCUCAUCUGCCUGUUCUGCAUUUGGGUUCAGUCCUGAAUUUACAAACAUGGACACAGCUGCUGAAUUUCAGAAGGUAAUACUAGAUAAUAUUAACAGCCUUCUGCACUGCAGCAACAACAACUAUAAUGCUGUGGAAAAGAUGACAUCUCCAACUAGAUCUCUCUGUGAGGUUUCUUCCAGGCUUUGGCUAGAAAAGUCUAUCUAGGAACAAAGAGCUCCUGGGAACCACGCUAUCCUCCACUCUGCUUCCCAGUCUGCCAGCCUCCAGCCAGGACCGCGGUAGACUAGACUCCAGCCUCCUAGCUACCACCAUCCUUGCCACGAAAAUGCUGUUCUUUAGCCUGCUCCUUAACCUGCAGGCAUCCAGCGUGCUAGCUGCCAGUCUGCUUUUGGCCGGCUGGCGCCC